AUGGUGAAAUACACAGUUGAAGUCUUCACAGGUGAUGCUUUCACUGCUGGGAACGCCAAAGCAGUCUUCAUCAAGCUCAUUGGUACAAAGGGUAGCAGUGAACCGCAAAUCCUUGAUCCCUUUACAGCUAAGCUAAGCCACAAGGACACAGAGGAGAUAACCAUUCAACACCACCGACGUGAAGAUGAGGACUUCAUAUGGAGUGUGUAUGACUCUGAAAUGCCUCACAUUGUACAGAAACACUGGAUGACCGACACGUUCUUUGGCUACCAGUUUCUGAAUGGCUCGAAUCCCAUGAUGAUCAAGCGUUGCUCAAAGCUGCCCAAGAACCUUCCAGUCGCUAAUGACAUGGUCAAGUCUGCUUUACCAAAAGAGCUCUUUGGAAAAAGAAAUGGAGGUACAGGAAAUAUCUUCCUGUGUGACUAUGCAAGACUAGAUGGAAUCGUGGGAAAUGUGAUAGAUGGGAAUCAGCAGUAUCUGGCCACCCCUCUUUGUUUACUCUUCAGCAAUCCUCAGGGCAAAUUGCUGCCCAUCGCCAUCCAGCUGAAGCAGAAGCCUGAGGCGCAGAACCCCAUUUUCCUCUCCACUGACUCCAAGCAUGACUCGCUUUUGGCAAAGCUCUUUAUGAGAAACACAGAAUUUAACGAACAUGAGCUGAACUUCCAUCUGCUAUGCACUCACAUGUUGGCUGAGGUCUUUACCAUGGCAACCCUGUGGGCCCUGCCCUCUUAA
This is a messenger RNA of Pygocentrus nattereri (red-bellied piranha), 732 nucleotides long. RefSeq names its product polyunsaturated fatty acid 5-lipoxygenase-like. Gene Ontology annotation, molecular function: oxidoreductase activity, acting on single donors with incorporation of molecular oxygen, incorporation of two atoms of oxygen; metal ion binding; protein binding. NCBI's taxonomy places the organism in Eukaryota, Metazoa, Chordata, Actinopteri, Characiformes, Serrasalmidae. Bases 1 to 732 code for a protein of 243 amino acids. Gene Ontology annotation, biological process: linoleic acid metabolic process; lipid oxidation. The record is from RefSeq and is a predicted model, not a curated record. The transcript is spliced from 6 exons.